UUUCUUCCAUGGCUGUAGAACAUCGAACCCAUGGAGCAAGCAUCUCUUCUAGCAGAUCGUACCAACACUGAGUGUUGGAGGUUCAGUGCUGCAUUGCCCAAUGGCAGCAUCCUCUGGGGCUGCUGGGGUCUGGUUUCGGAAAUGCCUUCGGCUCCAUGACAACGAAGCACUGGUCAAGGCCUGCGCCUUCAGCGAGGUGGUACCCUUUUUCAUCCUAGACCCGCACUUCAAUAGAAGUGCAGUAGGGGUGAACAGGUUUGCCUUUUUGCUCCAGAGUUUGCAGGACUUAGAUGCCCAGCUGCGCCUUCGAGGAAGCCGGCUCUUGGUGUUUCAAGGUCGUCCACACGAAGUUCUUGCAGAUCUAUUCAAUGGCAAGGCAGGUGUGCGCUUGUCUCGAUUGUAUUUCGAGAAAGACACAGAGCCUUAUGCCCGCUCUCGAGAUGUCCAAGUGGAAUGCCUGGCCAAGGAGCACAGAGUGUCGAUUGAGAGCUUUUCAGGGCACACAUUGCUCGACAUUGAUGCCACAGUGGCCAAUCCAAAAUUCAAACCGCCCAUUUCAAUGAAAAGCAUGCAAAGCAUCAUGACCGCUGCUGGCCCCAUCCGAAAACCUUUCGACAUCCCGAAGAUUCCUCCGUUGAACAUAGAAGGAUUCGAGGUACCAAAGAUUUCCAACAUCUACAGUGAGGUUCCAACAAGCACCGGCUUCCCAGGUGGUGAGCAAGAGGCUUUGAGCCGACUUCGUCAUGUUUGUGCAGAUGCCGACUAUGUUUGCCAGUUUGAGAAGCCCAAAACAGCCUCCACUGGCCGGCCUGGAUGUCCCUGGGAGCCCUCUACUACAGGUCUCUCGCCGUACUUGAAGUUUGGCUGCCUCUCCGUUCGCACUGCAUGGCAUGCCAUCGACCAAUGCAUCCGGGGAAAGAGGCACUCUGAGCCUCCGCAAUCCCUGCAUGGGCAGAUGCUUUUCCGAGAAAUGUUUUACCUCCUGGGCGCAUCCGUGCCCAACUUCGACCGGAAUGAGGGGAACUCGAUGUGUAAGCCGAUACCUUGGGGAGACAACCCCGUCUUUCUUCAAGCUUGGCAGGAGGGGAGGACAGGCUAUCCUUUCAUCGAUGCCUUGAUGCGGCAGUUGAAUCAGACAGGCUACAUGCACCACUUGGGCCGACACGCUGUUGCUUGCUUCUUGACCCGAGGCGACUUGUGGCAAAGCUGGACUUGUGGCCGAGAUGUCUUCGACAAGCUCCUGUUGGAUGCAGACUGGGCGCUGAACAAUGGCAAUUGGUUGUGGCUGGCAGGUGUGGCGCCCUUUUCGGCGCCAUACUUCAGAAUCUAUGACCCAUGUCCUGGACCUAACUCCAGCCUCAAUGCAGAGCAGACCGGCGAAUUUGUGAAGCAUUACGUCCCAGAGCUCAAGGGGAUGCCUUCAAAAUAUUUGUACAAGCCGUGGACUGCACCGUUGGCGGAGCAGAAGAAAGCUGGCUGCAUCAUUGGUCAGGACUACCCAAAGCCUAUUGUGGAUCACAAGCUAGCUCGAGAGGAAAAUCUGGCACGGUUCAAGGCAGCUUUGAAUGGUCAGGUUCUUCCUGAAAAGUUUGGGUGUGCUACCAGUGAUCCGGGCCCAAUGUGCUCCAGUCUAAGCAAGGGCAGGGGCAAGCGAGCAGAGGUAGCGACCCUGAACACGGAACCGGAUGAACGCAAGCAGCGACGGUGGGGCAAAGGCCCAAAGGACGACACACUUGCAGGCGGCUGAUCCAGAAGAGGACGAGGUUCAACAGCCGUGAGGUCGCUCGGGACUUUAAGCUUAGCUGGGUAUGCCAUGCUCAACAUCCCAGGUGGCCGAAUGAUGAGACCAGCUCCAACACCGUUUACCCGACGGAUCUUGGAACCAGCUCGGAAAGGCUUCCUGUGUGGUUUUCUGAGUCGCCAACCUUUGUUGUACAAAUGAACUCUUUGGACAACUCAGAGUUAAUUGGCUCCUUGUGUACAGGCCACGAGAAAAUUUUCAGUUCUUUGCGGCUGCCCUGUGACCACUGCAAACUUGGGAGAUAGUUUGUGCUUCAUGUUUCGU
This is a messenger RNA of Durusdinium trenchii, 2065 nucleotides long. The record is from the annotation of a GenBank genome assembly. NCBI's taxonomy places the organism in Eukaryota, Dinophyceae, Suessiales, Symbiodiniaceae.